ACUGCAACCCUCGGUUCUGGACGGUUUCUGGUCUAGUCUACGGAGGUUCACACCUCAGCUAGAAGAUUCUACCCCCGACGCCUGGGCUUGACUGACGGCAUCCUAUCCUGUUGAAGCUGGAAAGUCACCUGUGGAAACUGCACCAGAGAAACCCCUGCGUCUGCAGUCUCGGCAUCGAUUGUUCAGAUGGUUGAAGGACAGAGGACCUUUAGCAGCAUUGAAUGUGUUUGCAGCAACUGCAAUGGCUUCUUUCCAAAGGAAAGGACUGCAGACAAGGAUUCUUAGCACUGAGGAAGAGGAGAAACUGAAAAGAGACCAAGCUUUGGUGUCUUCUUUUAAACAGCAAAAACUGGAAAAAGAGGCUCAGAAGAACUGGGACCUUUUUUAUAAAAGGAACAGUACCAAUUUUUUCAAGGACAGACACUGGACCACCAGAGAGUUUGAGGAGCUAAGAUCUUGUAGGGAGUAUGAAGGUCAAAAGCUGACAGUGUUGGAAGCCGGAUGUGGGGUUGGGAACUGUCUGUUCCCACUUUUAGAAGAAGACUUGGCUAUCUUUGCCUAUGCCUGUGAUUUUUCUCCAAGGGCGGUCGACUACGUGAAGCAACAUCCUUUGUACAACGCAGAGAGAUGCAAAGUCUUCCAGUGUGACCUCACUAGAGAUGACCUCCUUGACCAUGUCCCACCAGAGUCUGUGGAUGCAGUCACCUUGAUCUUUGUGCUUUCUGCUGUGCACCCUGAGAAGAUGCACCUCGUCUUACUAAACGUGUUCAAGGUAUUGAAGCCAGGCGGAAGUGUCUUGUUCCGUGACUACGGGCUGAAUGAUCACGCCAUGCUUAGAUUUAAAGCCGGAAGCAAACUUGGAGAAAACUUUUAUGUCAGACAAGAUGGAACCAGAUCGUAUUUUUUUACUGAUGAGUUCCUGGCGCAGCUCUUUGUGGACGCAGGUUAUGAAGAGGUGGUCAACGAGUAUGUGUUCCGAGAGACGGUGAAUAAAAAAGAGGGCCUGUGCGUGCCACGAGUUUUCCUUCAGAGCAAGUUCCGGAAGCCUCCAAAGGACCCAGCCCCUGCCACUGACUCUGCUUCUCUUUGAAGAAAAGAAUUUUAAACUGUUCUGUAUUUUUUAUAUUCUGAAUUUUUAAAACUUGGAUGUAUUAUUUUUAUAGAGAACAAGUGAAGGCUGGGGAGUCAGCUCAUCAGGUAAAGGUAAAUGGGCUCAGCGGCCAAGUGGGCCAGCAGUCCUUGUCUGGAACAAAGGCACCGGGCAGGAGAGAUGGCUCAGCAGGCCUGCUCCUACAUGGCAGUUCCCGCCCAUCGGUGAUGCUGGGUGCCCUCCUCAGGCCACGGCAAGAGGCGCACUGACAUACGUGCAGGCCAACACCCACAUUACAAAAGAAAAAUAUCCAGGUUUGGCAAUUUGAAUUUAUCCUAGUACUCCUACCUCAAGAUGAGAAGCAGAGGCAGAAGAAUCACCGUGAAGGCUCAGGACCAGCUAGCCUGGAGAAGUGUGGCAGCCCUGAGAGACCUGGCUUCAGAGAGGUGGAGAGUGAGAGCGAGGAGAAUUGUUUUCUAACCUCACAUACACGAAUAAGUAAAUAAAGUGAAUUUGUUUGCACACUGUAGUAAAACAGAAUCCGUAAGUCCUGAAAGGAAAGUCUUGUGGUUUGGUGGCGGUAUAAAAUUUACCGUCUCCACAAAGGGAGGGAGGGAAGCAGGAGAGCCGAGCGGGAGGUGUGUGUGAUCAGGUCACAAGUCAAGCACCUGCUGGUGAUCACUUUAAGACAACCCUUUGGUAUACAUACAGACUUACCACCUAUGAGAGACUAAAGCAAGUUUGCACACUAAUCAGGUGGAUGUGCUUGUUUAUUUAAAGAAUUAAAUCUUGGGUUCAAACUGGCUGUGUUCAGAUGGUCGGUAGAAUGCUUGCCUGGCAGGCAUGAGUUAAUCCCCAGCAGGGAGUUGACGGUGUGGUGUCACCCAUAUCACAGCACUUGUUGGGCUAAGGAGACAGCAAGUACGUGCCAUGCAAGUGAGGACCUGAGUUGGAUCCCACGAACCUGCCUAAAGCUGGGAAUGGCAUGCAUCUGUAAUCCCAGCAGUGGGAGGUGGGACAGAGACGUCCUCAGAAGUGUGAGGGCCGGGUAGCCAGGGCUGUGCAAGCACACAGAGCAGAGAUAACCUGGGCAAACCCCAGAGGUUAUCCUCCCUCCACGGAGUCCUAGCACGCAUGUGUCCACUCUCACAGAAGAAGAUGUGAAUACAUGCAUCAUGUGUAUAAAUAAGUAAGUUGAGAGCCAGAGAUGUGGCUCAGCAGAUCCCGGCAGUUGCCAGCAAGCCUGCUGCCCCAGUUAACUACUUAGAGCCCACAUUGUGGAAGGAACGAAUCCGUUCCCACCGAUUGUUCUGACCUCCAUAUGAGCACCAUGGCCCACGUGUGCACACAGAAAGUAAGUGUUUAAAAGAGUAUUUUGUUAUUUUUCUGACAGUGUCUAUGUGGUCCUGACUGUCCCAGAACUUGCUGUAUAGAGUAGGCUGGCUUCAACUCACAGGGAUCUGCCUCUUCAGGGCUAGGAUUAGGGGUGGGGACUACCAUGCCACACCAGACUUUUCAUCUUAAAUUCAAGCUUAUUCCUGGCUUCACUGCAAGUUUAACAUCGGGCUGGGCUACAUGAGACUGCAGUCCCAAAACAAAAAGCCAAGGAUUGGGUCUUGGUUGGAAACUUCACACAGUAGGAUGUCAGGCCUCUUCAGUUCUUUCGUGGGUGAUUGAUUUCUGUGAUUGUCAUUCUUGCUGAAAACACUACAUAAAUAUGUGUAGUACAAAAUAGCAGGUUCAUGGCUGUUUGAUGAAUUGUUGGGAAUUCUGUCCUUAAACCAAAAUUUAAUGACAUUUUAAGAAACAUAAGUCUGAGGCUUUGCGUGGGUGUGUAUGAUAGGAAUAAACGUGUGGGUGUGAGUUCAGGAAGACACGCUGCCUUCCUCUCUCACGCUCGCCCUAUCCUGGAGACAGUUCCCUGCUGACGUGGAGCUUGUCUUCAGGCUCUCGGACCCGCCAGUUCCCACCUCCCAGUGUUGGUGGUAAAGGCCAUGCCCAGCAGUUUUUAUAUGGAUGCUCAGGAUUUGACCCCAAGUCCUUGUGCCUUCACUCUUAAGCACUAGACCCAUUAAGUAGAUUUUUGUUAAUGUGUGUGGUGUUUUAUGCAUAUAUGUCUGUAUGCUAUAUUCAUGUGUGAUUCCCAUGGAAGCCAGAGGAUGUCGGAUCCCUGAGUCUGGAGUUACAGUUGAGUCUUGAGUUACUGUGUGUGGGUGCUGGGAAUCAAACCUAAGUCCUAUGAAACUGCAGCCAGUGCUCUUAACCACUGAGCCAUUUCUCCAACCCCCUAAACAGAAAUUUUAAAAAGUAUCCUAACAAUGCAAUUUUGGGGUUUUUUUUGUUUUUGUUUUUUUGUUUGUUUGUUUGUUUGUUUGUUUGGUUGGUUGGUUGGUUGGUUGGUUGGUUGGGUUUUUUUGGAUUUGGUUUUUUCAAUUCAGGGUUUCUCUGUGUAGUCCUGGCUGUCCUGGAACUCAUUCUGUAGACCAGGCUCGCCUCAAACUCAGAAAUCCUCCUGCCUUUGCCUCCCAGAGUGCUGGGAUUACAGGCAUGCACCACCACUGCCUGGCUCUAACAAUGCAAUUUUAAAGAAAUAGUAAUUUAAUAUUUACAUGCUGAAGAGUGAUGGAAAAUAUUAAAAGUCUUUGUUUAGCAUGAUUAAA
Messenger RNA from Apodemus sylvaticus (European woodmouse), 3750 nucleotides. RefSeq names its product methyltransferase 6, methylcytidine (gene Mettl6). The transcript is spliced from 6 exons. The record is from RefSeq and is a predicted model, not a curated record. NCBI's taxonomy places the organism in Eukaryota, Metazoa, Chordata, Mammalia, Rodentia, Muridae. Bases 242 to 1090 code for a protein of 282 amino acids.